AUGCCGAAACGUGGCAAGAAUUAUUUUGAUAUUGAAUUUAUAGCGAAAAAAUUGCGGAAAUUAGAAAAAGAAGUGAAACGAUCGCGGAGUGAAAAUCAUAGCGUUUUUCGAUUAAGUUCGUCAUCUUCGUCAUCUUCUUCGAGUGAUUCAUCCGUACAUCGAUCAUCGAGGGAAUCAUCACCAGAAUUAGAAAAUUUAAAUCGCCAGGAUGUAACCAAUAUCUCCAGCCCGCAGCCGCCAGCGAAUACCACGGAUCCACUACCUUAUCAAACUGAAAAUCAGAUUGAAUCUGAAACGAACGCUGAAAUAUUAGAUAUUUUGGGUGUAGAUCCAUCGGUGACAUUAGAAUAUGGGGCUGAUAUAAAUAAAGAUGUGGCUACUAGAUUAACUCAUAUAGCCACUAUGGGCCUAAACAAAGAUAUGCGGAAGGAAUUAGUUAAUAAACACCUAAUUCCGGCCAAUUGCACCAAUAUAGCCGCGCCUCUGCUCAAUCCAGAGAUUAAAGCGGCUCUUUCAGAGCAAGUGCUCAAGAGAGACAAAGCUAUCGAAACUAGACAAAAACAAAUUGCUGCUGGUAUUACCCACUUGGGAAAAAUCAUUUCUGAUCAGCUUAACUCCAAAGAGAUGAAUAAUAACCUAAUAAAAGAUCUCAUGGAUGUCAGUCGUAUUUUUUGCGACAUUCAGCACUCUGAAUCAGAAGCGAGGCGCAACUUUGCCCUCUAUUCGGUAAAAAAGGACUUGAAAGAUCAAAUAUCGACAACGAAGAUUGACAAAUACCUAUUUGGCGAGGACCUCGGCUCGCAGACGGCCGCCGGUCCCACCGCCACGUCACCAGUUGUCUGCGACGACGUCGAGCGUACCGCCAACACCUCGAGGGAGCUCAUCGCAAGCUUAUGCACAGCGACAGAAGCAAACCCGCCGUCGCUAGAUCAGAAU
This is a messenger RNA of Iphiclides podalirius (scarce swallowtail), 936 nucleotides long. Lineage: Eukaryota; Metazoa; Arthropoda; Insecta; Lepidoptera; Papilionidae. The record is from the annotation of a GenBank genome assembly.